AUGGAUGUUGGUUCUGACCGAAUAAGAAUAAAAAUCUGUACCUUAGAUUCACAGCAGUUCGUUGUGAAUGCUGCCAGGCAAACGCCAAUCUCAGAAUUAAAAACUCUUAUCCUAAAUCAAACUCAGGUCCCUGUUGAUAAACAAAGAUUAAUUUUUCAAGGCAAAGUUCUGAAAAACCAAGACAACUUGUUCUUACUAAACGUAGAAAAUGACUCAAUUUUCUACUUAGUCGCUAAUCUAAAUCCUUCCAAUCCUGAUGGAGACAGAAAUACUCUUACAGAUUUUUUGCGAGCGGCCUUAGCAAAUAAUCAAGCAGCUUCUUUUAUAACACGUAGACGUCAACAGCGAAGGCGUGAAAUUUCGGCUAACGAGCGUUUGGAAACAAUCAGGCAAAACAUUCAAACUAUUGAAGGCUUGGUUCAAUGUAUGAAUACGACUAUUAAUGAUGGAGAAUUGCAAGGAUUCAACUUUUCUGAAAGAACUCUUGUGCAAGGGCAGUGAGUUGAUGUAAAAGAUACAGUUGAGCAGUGGCUUGAAGCUCAAGUUAUACAAAUUGAGCACCGUCCUGAAGGGCAAAUGGCAUUUAUCCAUUAUAACGGGUGGCCAAAUAGAUGAGAUGAAUGAAUCAGCAUAUCGUCACCUAGAAUUCAACCAUUAAGGACCUACACCUUGCAAUCGUUAAACAGUUCAAUGCAGUCCCCAGUCCUAAUAAGCCCUUCAGACUCUCCAAACUCUCAGGUAUUAGAUUUCAACGAUUUAAUAAUGCCAGCAGUAGGAUUAUUAGACCAGUCUCGGGCAAUGCUCGAAAGGUAUUAUUCAUUAAAUACAAUUUUGCAGCAUGAGCAUGCUGAUGAAAGAGUAAGGCCAAUGAGAGAAAGACUCAACAUGAUGCACGUAGAAGAAGAAAAAGAGUGGUCGCAUGAUUCGCAUGGAUCAGAUUCAGAAGCAACUGCUGGGUCUGGCAUUGAAGAUAAUUUGACCAUGGAGUUGGAAAGAAGCUUUAACGAAAGAAAUAGCGAAUUGACAACGAGCCAAGAAUUAGGAUUAUUAACUAUACAGAUUUCACCUUUACUGGAUAGAAUUGGAAGAGUUAUAACAGACUUAGCAGUAAAUAUUGCUAAUAAUGGAAGAAAUAUUGAUGAUAAUGCAAGUAGAAUUUCGUCAGGGACUGGCAGAAGUGGAAGCACGAACGGGAGACAGAAUUUGCAAAUACCAAUUUUAAAUUACCAAAAUGAUGGGAUACCAAGGAUGAACCCUGAAAUUGAUAUUCAUAUUCAUGCAAUCUUUGCAGAGGGGUUUGGUGAACAGCCUGAGCCAAGACAAUCGAGAUCUAAUUGUAUGGGAAAUAUAUUUUAG
Blepharisma stoltei is the source of this 1356-nucleotide messenger RNA. The record is from the annotation of a GenBank genome assembly. Lineage: Eukaryota; Ciliophora; Heterotrichea; Heterotrichida; Blepharismidae.